UACUUUGACAGGCGUCAAUUGCCUGUAUGAACUUGAAACCGACUCUGAACAAAUAUUCUUUGUCUUUCGCCUACUUGUGCCAGCGUUGGUCUGCCUUGAGCACCUCACAACAAGUCUCCGCCAUUAACUCCGCGCCUCUGACAACGUUUCCAACCCUUGCUUAUCAUGGCUGAGAUCCAUGGACUCAGAGAGCAAAUUCUUGCAAACUAUGGAUUUAUGGGAUAUGAAAAGCCGACAUCUGAAGUCGAUGUCGUCGUCAGAUAUCUCGACGACAGGUACUAUCGCGCCUCGCUAGCAGACAAAUCUUCCGGCGAAAACAUCUGUCAAGAGGAUCGCGAAGCCAAAUCCGUCAAGGAUGCUUUGGCGCAUCUACUGUCUCACACUUGUGCAUACCUUGGUCGUCCUCCUAACAUGCUCGGCACUGGCUCCACACAGCAACCCACAAGCCCUGCGGUAAAGAAGACCAGAGGAAGACCGAAGAGCAUUCUACCCUCGACCGCUGCUACUCCUGUAAAGCCUGCUGUUAAGUCCAAUGCGAAGAAGGGUGCUGUGGCAGUGAAGACCAAGGUCGCAACACCCGUUGUUCCAGCUAAACGUGGUCGUGGUAGACCACGCAAGUCCGAGGUACAAGAGCCCGCAGUCGCCAGUGUCGCUCGCCCUAGAGGAAGACCCCGCAAGAACCUGGCUCCUGUCGAGAUCGCUGGACCUGAUGUGUUGAAUGGAGCCCUCACUGCACCAGUAAAGCGCGGAAGAGGGAGACCGAGGAAAUCCAUCGCCACCCCCGCGGCAACAACCGGCUCAAAACGCAGUGCAUCCGCACUAGGAGACGAGAAACCCGAGACCAACAAGUCUCGCAAGACCAUCAAUGAUGAAGAAAUGCAGGAUCGCAUUAGCGCAGACGAACUCGGAGAUGAAGCAGGUUUGGCUGCUCCUUUCACUCCUCAAGUCUGGUUUCCCACUUACGUUUCAAGGAUUGCUAGAGUUGUCUACCACUGCAUUCACGGCGGACCUGAAGGAGGAUUAACGGAAGAAGAAAUCGCUCGACGAACUACCUUGCGGUUGGAAGAUGUCAUCGCUGGGUUACGAGAGAUGAGUGAGAAGAGUGGCAUUGUUGGUAAUGCAGAUGCGGUGGGAGAGAUGAAAUGGGCGCUGCUUGAUGAGUGGGAUGAUGAGGUUGAGUAGGAAUGAUGAAGAGCUUGUGCUCUCCCUUUUGUGAACAAAGCAAGCAAUCAAGCCAGCACUUUUGUGAAGUUGUUCAAGCUCUCAGAGAACAUACUCGGUCUCCUUACAUGUACAACUUUCUUCACGCUUCUACACAGGUAAAAUGUC
Aureobasidium pullulans EXF-150 is the source of this 1329-nucleotide messenger RNA. RefSeq lists its product as uncharacterized. The coding region runs from base 166 to 1182 and encodes 338 amino acids. The transcript is spliced from 2 exons. Gene Ontology annotation, biological process: regulation of DNA-templated transcription. Gene Ontology annotation, molecular function: DNA binding; transcription coregulator activity. The record is from RefSeq and is a predicted model, not a curated record. NCBI's taxonomy places the organism in Eukaryota, Fungi, Ascomycota, Dothideomycetes, Dothideales, Saccotheciaceae. Gene Ontology annotation, cellular component: nucleus; chromatin.